Neurospora tetrasperma FGSC 2508 is the source of this 1971-nucleotide messenger RNA. RefSeq lists its product as uncharacterized. Gene Ontology annotation, molecular function: protein binding. The transcript has 2 exons. Lineage: Eukaryota; Fungi; Ascomycota; Sordariomycetes; Sordariales; Sordariaceae. The coding region runs from base 1 to 1971 and encodes 656 amino acids. The record is from RefSeq and is a predicted model, not a curated record.
AUGGAUUCCCUCACCCACCCCACCGCUGCGGAUAUCGAAGAGUUGGCGGAACAUCUGCAUAGCAUAGGAACUGGAGGCUUCCCAAAAUCCCCCCCUCGAUAUCGCGACUCGCCGGCGCUGCAUGAGCGGCAUGAACGGGAUGAAUUUUGGAACGAGCCGCAUGACCAGCGGCGCAAGGUGGCAUCGAGUGGUGGCUUCUCGCCGUCGCCGUCGCAGUCAUCCUACCUUGCCGACUCCAAGGAGGUGGAAUUUGGACAGCAUUGGACUCCGCUGUCCGACUACAACGACCCUGUCUACGUUCCAAGAUCCGCUCACUCGGUGAGAACAUCGUCAAACAGCGUAUCUUCAUCGAUCCGGAAAGACUCGAGAGCUUCGGACACAAGGAGACCGUCGCAGUCCGCUGCCAGCUACAGCCUCUAUCCCCCGUCCUCUCCCCCCAUUACCAAACCCCUUCCACCACUUCCCCUCGUCAAGAACUCACACCGCGUCUCUUCUCAGGGUUCAUUUGAUGGUUCUGAUGCCACUUCCUCUUACUCGGCCUCUCGCCUCUCUCAGGCUUCCAAAUCAUCAAAGGCCACAUCAUCGGGUCCCGACCAUAUGUCGAAUGAUGCUAUUGCGCCACUCUCAAGCCCUCUGUUCCCCUCGCCUCCUCUACAUCCAUUUUCCACGCCGAGUGAGGAACGAUCAAAGCCCAAGCCAAGGCCACGAGCGGGCUCUGCCGCCAUCGAUCUGGUGCCCUGGAAACACAUGAUCUCGAACGAUAAGGUUGCCAAGGAUCCAACUGUUUUUUACUUUGACGUUUCGACCACCUCCGCCACGCUUGCCAGCAAACAUGGAAAUAACAUCAUCAAGGUGUGGUCUGUUGGAAGUGGGAUUUUGCAGAGCACCAUCAAAUUCUCAUGCUAUACAGCCGCCCAAGCUCGCUCGCGCGAAUACUUUGUCCGCAGUCACGCCAUUCUUUCCGAGCCAGCCACAAUGAUUGCCAUUGCCACUGGCUUUGGUGAUACCCUUGAAGUAUGGGACUGGGCCAAAAAGAAGAAGCUCCAAACUAUCGAGAAAGCAGACCGAUGGGCCGCUGUUAGGACCAGUGUUUACGAAGCUGGCUUCAGCCCUCUAGUUACCUAUGCAGGCGACGCCGACACAAUCGAUCUUUAUUCCGUCUCCCAAAGCAAGAAACCCUUCACCAAGAGCCGCACCAUCGAUCUUCGCAAAGCCAACCUCCCGGUUAUUCCCCAGUACCCCGAGCUUGCCUUCUCUGCAACCGGUCCCCUGCUUGUCGCCGCCUCUGGACCGCGACCACCUCGUCCCGGCCAUCCUCCUCCCGAGCACGAAACGCUUCUCGUAGCCUGGGACGUCGGGGACCCUACGGAUGGCUCACAACCCACGUCUCAUACCCCAUACAAGUGUGUGACCCCCUGGGCGCAUACAGAGCUUGAAACUGCCUUGCCGUCUGGUCUAGCAACUUACGGUUCGGUUGCCGUCUCUAUCUGGAUCCCAGCCUCAUACCGCGCCGUACCCAUCCCUGCCGCCCGCGGUGGGCAUGGAUACAAUCUAGCACCUGUCCCUGUUCCCUAUCGCCAUGUUUUAGUGUGGGACUUUUCGGCAUCUUCGACCAAGACCUUCCGCAUCCCCAACGCAAUAUCGUGUGUCAGUCCUGACUGUCGAUAUGUAGCGUAUUGCGAUGCGACGGGGAUUGACUUUGGUGGCCGCGGGUGCCUGGUGAUCCUAGAUGCCAUGACCGGGACAGAGUUGUGGCGCUGGCCGGACCCAGAAGCUGGGAUCAUGGAAAGCGCACCAAAACAGGGGUAUGAGCAAUUGGAGGCGUUGAGCAAGGUCACCGAGUUGUCAUUCUCCAUAGAUGGCGGGUUCCUGUUCUUGGGAGAUUCGGACGGGGGUUGCGGUGUAUACGAGGUUAGGGAGGCGACAGCGGGGGCCAAUGGGCAAAAGCUGAAUGUUAGGCCCAUAAGGUGA